Molecule: messenger RNA, 3032 nt
Organism: Mastomys coucha (southern multimammate mouse)
Lineage: Eukaryota; Metazoa; Chordata; Mammalia; Rodentia; Muridae
Gene: Tac1
Product: tachykinin precursor 1
Exons: 9
Coding region: 2069-2506 (145 amino acids)
Biological process (GO): tachykinin receptor signaling pathway
Source: RefSeq, a predicted model, not a curated record
GUUUUGUACUUAAAUGACAGAGGGUAGCAGGCAUCUGACAAACCCUCAGCAAUACUAAUUGGACUUGUGUCACUGGAAUUGUAACAAAUUGACACCGUAGCAGCAUAUACUGUCAUUAAUUAUAACUAGCCUCCCUCAUACAUAUUUCAGAAGCCAUUCUUUAACUGAAAAGACAAAAUGAAAAGCAGAAACAAUUUCAGAAAACAAUAACUCUUGUGCUAGAAAAUAUAUAAAGAGGGCUCAUUUCCUCUUCAGACUCAGGCAGAUCAUUCACAUAAAUGUUGUUGAUAAAGAAUCAUCAACCUGUGUUUGCCAGCUCACAGCAAUUUAUAUUUUAAAUGUUUGUUUUCAGAAUAAAUGUAAAUCUGAAAAACCUUUAAAAAUCGAGAAUAACCAAAUGCAAGAUUUUUUUUUUAAAACAAAUGUUCAGGUUGUCAUGGUACCCCAUACACACUGUUUUUCAGCCACGCUGCCUCUCAGAGAGACUUAAGCCCAUCUCUCAUUUUACUCGUUUUCAUAAGCUUCAGAGGGAAUGCCCUUCAGACUGUAUUCUCUGAGUGAAGCUUACAAUCUAAGGCCAGAAAGGGUUCAUUGGAUCUGAACUUCCCACAGUUGAAACAAAUGCGGUCUCUAUAAACACCCUCAACUCCUAGUUUACUUGGUUUAUCUUCUUUAUCUAGCCAUACCUCUCAUGUGUCUUGUGUUCCUUCAUAGCAAUGCCCUUGUUCCCCUUCCUUUUCCUGGGAUUUGUCCCCCUCCCUUCACAUCUAAUUUCACAAUUCAGUCUCCCUUUGAGGUCUAAUAUUUGGGUGCCAUCAAUCCUGUAGCAAGGGUCUGGUACUAAUGUGGCUAAUAGAAAUUCCUUUGGCAUCUUUGCACACCUGUUGUAUUUCUGGCUCUAACUUGAUGCUGUCUCCACUGUUUUGAUGCUUGCUCAAACAUCAGCUGCUUUUGUUCUUUGAAGACUCUUCCAGCGAGCAAGUGAAGUGAAGUACGGAAACACUGGACCCAACAUUUCCACUUCCGUUUAGAAAAUAGAGGUGCCCUUUCGAGCCUAUAGCUACAGCAGGCCUCUCUCCACCUUCUUCCUUUUUAAAACUCACCUUGAGAAUCCAAUAGCAAAUAUUAAAUCUAAGAGGUAAAAGAUCACUCUGCCUAGUCCCAAGUCCUUCAUUUUCACUUGAUGUAGAAUCAUACUUUAAGAAUGUUUAAACCCCACCUGAUGUAGGAAGUGAACGCACUUAGUUUGUUUGUUUUUACCUGGGUUCUAAGGCUGCUGGCCUUAUCUGAUGAACUGCCCAAUAGUGCUGGUAUAAUCUAGAACCAAGGAGCAGAGUUGAUUUUCUUCUCUUUGUUGAGCUUCAAUUUAAUUAGGAGUUGUCUCUAGGAAAUGUGAAUGAAUGUUCAGAUCUCUAUCAGAUUGACAUUAUGCAGAGGAGUUUUCAAGAAAAAUCACUAUUUUCUGUUGAAGAUGACAUUCAGAAGGAAUAAUAGCUAAGAUUAUGCAGAAACUAGCUCUAUUCACCUCUUUUGUUCCCUCAACCUUUCAACAUGGAACCUACUUUUAAUUGCUGUUUCCCCCUAUCUCCUUAGCCCCAAUCUAUUCACAGCACAACUACGGAGUAAGUUUCAAAACCCUAAGCCAUAGGAAAGCACUACACUAGCUUGCUCAAAGUCCCCAGUGAUGAGGACGACACAGGAUAGGCUGCUCUCUAGUUGAUCUCACCACCAUUCCUCUUUCCAGCGCCACCUCAGCCUCACAACCUCCUUGCUGUCCUUCAGCAUGGUGCUUAUGUCUCCUCAAACAGCAAGGCAUAUGUAUCGGCUGGGCCAUGUGCUUCAGUGACAAGUUUCCAGUGAGAUCACCAUUUGAGAAUCACACCAAUUCCUCUGAUUCUGCACUAUUCCUUCUUCUCUCUUCUCACCUCUAAUGCCUCCCAAAGUUAUCAUCCUCAUGGAUGCUAGAUUGUGCAUUUGCUCACGAGUAACUGACAUGAGUGUGUGUGCCACUGUUGAACAAUAAAUGAGUUACUAAGGAAAGAAGGAAAUCAAGAACUCCUGGAUUGGAAUGAAAAUGAAAACUCAACAUACUAAAAUCUGUGAGAAAUCCAACAUGAAAAUCCUCGUGGCUGUGGCGGUCCUUUUUCUCGUUUCCACCCAACUGUUUGCAGAGGAAAUCGGUGCCAACGAUGAUCUAAAUUAUUGGUCCGACUGGUCCGACAAUGACCAGAUCAAGGAGGCAAUGCCGGAGCCCUUUGAGCAUCUUCUGCAGAGAAUCGCCCGAAGACCCAAGCCUCAACAGUUCUUUGGAUUAAUGGGCAAACGGGAUGCUGAUUCCUCAAUUGAAAAACAAGUGGCCCUGUUAAAGGCUCUUUAUGGACAUGGCCAGAUCUCUCACAAAAGGCAUAAAACAGAUUCCUUUGUUGGACUAAUGGGCAAAAGAGCUUUAAAUUCUGUGGCUUAUGAAAGAAGCGCUAUGCAGAACUAUGAAAGAAGACGCAAGUAAACCCUGCGACGCACAAUCUAUUCAUCUUCAUCUGUGUCAGUGAGCAGUGAACAGUAAAAUAAAAUGUGCGCUAUGAGGAAUGAUUAUUUAUUUAUAAAUGUUGUUAUGAGUGAAAAACUCAAAAAAGGUGUUUAUUUUUUCAUAUUGUGCCAAUAAGCCUUGUAAUCUUAUUGUGGUGACUUCCCCAGAAGUAGAAAUUAGUUGUAACUUCAGCGAUGGAGUUGUCCAAGCUUGCCAGUGAUGCGGUCUCCUGAGAAGGAAAUGCUGCUGCUGUGAGCCAGUGUAAGCAGCUGCUGCUGGAAGCAAAGAAACUCCUGUGUGUCUUGCGCUCCCCUUGGUUGCUUUUAUGCUGAUAAUGUAUUGAGACUUUGGUAUUUGACUCUAUUUGUAUCCUAGCAGCAUGUUUCAUGUUUCGUGACUAUAUAGAGAUGUUUUUAAAAAGUUUCAAUGUAAUUCUCUGGUCUUCAGUCAUUGUUUGAUGUGUUGUGAUAGCUACCAUUUUAAAUAAAAGAAUGUAUCUUCAGGA